GUCGACAAUUUGUCACUGUACCCGCGAACGCACCUAUUUUUUGAAGGGUAAGAUCGCAUUCUACCAAAUCAGACAACACUUUUUUCUAUGUUACUUAUGUCAUAAUAACAAAAAUGGCAACUGGUCCAAAAAUUGCUACAACUCCUUUGGAGUUAUUUGAAGGAUAUAGAGAACCACCGUUUUUAAGUAAAGUAUGGAGUCCACUAAUAUUUGGUACCAUGGGAUUCGUUAGUGUAAUUCUAGCUAAUUAUGGGACCAGGAAACCUGUCUUCAGCGGUAUCCAGAAACACAUUCUAGCUACUGCUAUUUGUGGUGGUGUUGGAAAAAUAGUAGAUGAUUAUAGGAACAAAUACUUAGCAGACAGAGAUGCUGUACUUCGUCAUUAUAUAGAACUACACCCUGAAGAUUUUCCAGCUUUUGAGAGAAAACAAUACAAAGACGUCUUUGAAGCUUGGAUUCCUAUUCGUUAAUAGUUUAAUAUAAGUUUAUGUAGUAGGUAUAUAUUCUGAAUUUAAAUAUAUUAUUUAAAGAA
Diabrotica virgifera virgifera (western corn rootworm) is the source of this 532-nucleotide messenger RNA. RefSeq names its product NADH dehydrogenase [ubiquinone] 1 subunit C2 (gene ND-B14.5B). The record is from RefSeq and is a predicted model, not a curated record. Gene Ontology annotation, biological process: mitochondrial electron transport, NADH to ubiquinone. NCBI's taxonomy places the organism in Eukaryota, Metazoa, Arthropoda, Insecta, Coleoptera, Chrysomelidae. The transcript is spliced from 3 exons. Bases 114 to 470 code for a protein of 118 amino acids. Gene Ontology annotation, cellular component: mitochondrial inner membrane.